Messenger RNA from Lolium perenne, 1975 nucleotides. The record is from RefSeq and is a predicted model, not a curated record. Lineage: Eukaryota; Viridiplantae; Streptophyta; Magnoliopsida; Poales; Poaceae.
AAUAACAUGACACGUAUGUGAUUCUGUGGUUGAUUUUCGCUAAUAUUUUCGUGUUUGCACUUCGGAUGUCCUCUUACACUUUUCAUUUAUCCCUUUUCUUUGUUCUUUGUCGGGCUUCCUUUUAUCAUGGAUGGAUAUGUACUACUUCCUCCGUUCGCAUUUAAUCAACGCCCUGCAUACAUACAAGCUCUACUAACUAGGCUGUACUCCCGCAUCAAUUAAAAAGAACGUAGGUAGUAGCAUUUUACAUAACCACUUUGAAUCUUUCUGGAGGAGAUCCUCUACCCAUACCCUUGAUUCUUCCCCGAGCUCUCUCUGUCUCUUUAUCUCCUCCACCGUCCCAUCGUCUCCAGCCCAGGGCCGGUGUCCUCCGCACCGUGCUCUUCUUUCUCCUCCAGCGGACUACACGGUGGCCCUCCGGCGAGGCACGGCCCUGUCGCCUUCCUCCCGUUCCUACGGUGUACCUCUACCCCGCCCUCCACGUCCAUCGCCGCCUCCUCCUCCUCUUCCGUUUCCCGCCACCGCGGUGCUCGCCCCACUCGUAUGCGCGUGCCCGCGAAAUCCUAGCUCCGUCCUGCUCUUGGUCGCCAGCACUGCUCCACUGUGUCUGCUUCCCUAUCUGCUACCCUUUCCUGCCAUGUCCUGCUCCUUCCUCUCCCUGUCAGUGAGUAAGCCCUUCUCUGGAAUCCUGAUGCAGCACGAGGAGGAGGUCUCCAACCGCGUGCCAUCACACGUCCAAGAUGAUUACAUUGUUUUCUCUCUGUUUCUUCUUAAAUUUUUUGGGAAAGGUAGAAGUUCUACUUGUGUCCAGGAUUGCGCACAUGGAGGAUCAGCGCCAGCGCCGGCAGGAAGCGCCCGUGGCAGAGCGUUCGAUUGCUUGCACCUGUGGAUGCAGCUAGCCUGCCGUAGGGCCGCCGCCAGCACCGGAGGAGGACGGGAGUCCGCGCGUCUGCUGUUCUUCCAAGGCCGCGACAUUGGCGUUUGCGAGGCUUUUGUUCCUCUGCGCCCCGGCGUGCUCCCACAAGGCAGUCCUACGGUUGGGCGUGCACGUCGACGCCGCGGCGCCAACGCCGAGGAGGAGCGGAAGGUGUUCGGCCGGUGGCGUCUCUCCCUCCACGGCAGUGCCUGCUUCGAGCAGGCCUUCGGUGGCUCUGGCGUGGCAGGGGACGACGAGAAGGGGGAGGUCGCCGAUGGACAACACGUUGAUGUGGCGAUCCAUGCUGGACGAGCUGGCAGCGCGUCGGCACGAGGGGAUGGAGGCAGGGUGUUGAUCGUGUGUAUUACAAGCUGCAGGGUAUCAACAAUCCGGUGGAGAAUCACCUGUGAGGUGCCGACGGUGAUGGGCCCCUUCUAGGUUGGUGGCGGCCGCUCCAAGGUGCUGCUCACCACAACCCGCCACCUCUUGAUGUUGCCGUUGUCUGCUCCUCAUGCCGGCGAUGCGCGUGACGCACCUGAAUCGCACGGCCGCGAAUCACCUGUGCCGCUUGCCCUGCUGGCCGCCAUGGGCCAAGCUACUGUUUGUGUGAUGCGAGCCAUGCCACUGGCUGGGGUACAGAUCAGCACCCUCCUGCUAGCGAUCUCUAUCAUCACGCUCACCUGCCUUCCAGCCUCUCAUGCCGGGCACAGCCGGUUGAUGAGCCACAUUGUUGACUUCUUCCGUUCUGUUGCUGCCUAUAAAGUAUGGUCUGCAAUUUUUGUUCUUGCGCGUUGAGUUCAGCCGCCGGGCUACACCGGAAAGUGGUGGUCGACGACGGCCUAGCAGAUGAUGUGCUUCUGGCCGGCUCUGGAUCACCGCUUGAGAAGGAUGAUAUAAGAAAAGUCCUUUUGACAUAUGAGCAUCAGUGCUCCUGCCACGUGGAGAUCUCAUGUGCCGUUGGAUUUCUCAGUCGGUCCAUCCAUCUGUCUAUAUGGUUUUAGUAUGAAGUAGUUUCGUUCUGGUAUAUGUGACUGUAUAGCAGCAGCCAAAUAAAAUUUA